GCCAUUAAACCUAAUCGAAUAAGAAGCUAGUCUUGUCAAGCAAGCUAAACAUGUAAAAAUGACCCCGUCCUAACUAACCACAGUAUUUCCUAGUUAGGUGUUUUCUUGUUCCGUUGACGUUGUUUUAAAUUAACAUUUUAAUAGCAUUGGAGAUUUGGAACCACCACAACAGUUAACCAGCCUGGAACUUCUGUAACUGCGAGCAAGCCUGAUGUCUGCCGAGGCUUCCGCAGGGAGUGUGGCAGCUGCAUCCGUCCCUGCCACCCAGUCCUCUGGCCGGGGCAGCGAGGAGAAGGGGGUUGGAGGGGGUCUGGCGGGGAGUAAAUAUGUAAAGCUGAAUGUUGGGGGCUCCCUGCAUUACACCACGGUACAGACCCUGAGCAAAGAGGACAGCCUACUAAGGAGCAUGUGCAAUGGAGGAGCAGAGGUCACCAUAGAUUCGGAGGGCUGGGUAGUGUUGGACAGGUGUGGUCGCCAUUUUGGCUUGGUGCUGAACUUUAUGCGGGACGGCUCGGUACCGCUUCCGGAGUCCCACAGAGAGCUGGAGGAAGUUCUGAAGGAAGCUCAGUACUACAGGGUCCAAGGACUAGUCCAGCACUGCAUGUCUGCCAUGGAGAAACAAAGGAAUGUCUAUGAGGGGAUAUGCCGCAUUCCCAUGAUUACCUCAACCAAAGAAGAGCAGAGAAUGAUAACCACCUGCAGGAAGCCUGUAGUAAAACUACAGAACAACAGAGGGAACAACAAGUAUUCGUACACCAGUAACUCGGACGACAACCUGUUGAAAAACAUUGAGCUGUUUGAUAAACUGGGGCUGCGCUUCAACGGGCGCGUCCUGUUUGUCAAGGACGUGCUCGGGGACGAGAUCUGCUGCUGGUCCUUCUAUGGUGAGGGACGCAAGAUCGCUGAGGUGUGCUGCACAUCCAUUGUCUACGCCACUGAGAAGAAACAGACCAAGGUGGAGUUUCCUGAAGCCCGCAUCUUUGAGGAGACGCUCAACAUCCUCAUCUAUGAGAAUGGGCGUGGUUCUGGCCCGGGAGGCGUGGCCCUUUUGGAGUCAUCUUCGCUGGUGGCCAGCCAAUCAGAGGAGGAGGGGGCCAGUGCAGGGGACCGAAGGAGGGUGUUCCGGACCUCCAUGCUGUUUCAUUUCAUCAACGUGCUCCUACAGGUGCUCCUCCACAAAAGUCACAACCUGCUCCAAGAGGAGAUCGCCCUGGCAGUGUACAACAUGGCCUCCGUGGACUUUGAUGCCUUCUACUCCUCCUUCAUGACCGAGUUCCUCAAUGGCUGCCAGAGCGUGGACGCCAACCAGCGGGCGGUGCUCUGCCGCAACUUUAAACUGGAGACUUAAUGAGACUUAAUGGGAAUGGGUUUAUAGAGUGGGAGUCUGGGGUAGGGUUUGGUAUACUGUAUUUCAUAGUAAAAGAGGUGGUGGUGGGGUAUUAGCCCAAUAUUAUAUGGUUAUGUGCUCUUGGAAUUAUCAGAGACUCUGGACUGAGAAAUACGAGUGGAAAACUGUGGUAGCAUCAUUGUAUCUCUUUCCAGUGGAAAACUGGAUGCUUACAGUAUGACAGGAUAUAAUUGUUUAAUUACUAUACAAUCUGUUGUGCAUGUGACUUUACAUAUGUACAACAAAAUGUCUAAACUUCCCAUGGCCCAUAUUUGGGAAUGGGGGAGGCUUUAUAAACAAACUCCCAUAUGCAACAUGCAAUUUACAUUGGCUCUUUUCCAAUAUAUACACUAGCACACACUGGUGGGAUGGUUCCAAUGGAUGUUACGGUACAUUGAAUGUUUGCAUGACUUCAAAUGUUUGAUUUCUUUGUAACCAGUGUCUCUCUCUCUCUCUCUCUCUCUCUCUCUCUCUCUCUCUAGGACUUGCCCUCCUUCACUCAGAGUGUGCACAGACUGGUAAACGACCUGCGUUAUUACAGAUUGUGUAAUAGCAGCCUCCCUACGGGCACUGUCAAGCUAUAGCACAUCACCCAUGGGCACGCUCCACACAGCUCAGAUUUUCAACAUUGGGGUCUGUCCAAACCAGUGCUGGCCGCUCCCCUCCUAUCUACCCCCUCUAUUGAGCCUCCCAAGGGGAUAGGAACUCCACAUGGGCUGGCCUGUCUUUUGGGUUGGGAGGGGUUUGGGUUGAAGAUUCUCUGAGAAAAGUACGGACUGGCGGUUGUGCUCUAGGACCUUCAUUUCUGCUGUAGAGGGUUUUUAUUAUUUCAUUUUUUAGCAACGCCCUCCUUUACUUGUCUGUUGCCAUUGAUGAUGACAAGGCCAAAUUGAUAUGCGGCAAGAUGGGCAGACCUGGUCUUGUCUAGACCCAAUUUAAAUCCAGACUGAAGCGGUCUGAGCCAGGGCCAGGCUGGGAUUCAGCACUUUCCAACUCGAUUUUGAGUUUUUAAAACAAACGUGUGCGUUUUUAUUGAUCUUGCCUUCAGUUUUUCAACUUGUCUUUCAUAUCAUUCCAUUCUGAAACAGAAUAAACUAUGCUUAAUUAAUAAAGUUUUUUUUUUACUUAGUUUUUUUGUGCUAUGACAUUGUGACACUAUGAUGAAUCUUGCAAUGUCAAUGUUUUUGCAUUUCUUUCAAAUGUAAAGUAGACUUCAAAAGAAAGCAAUGUACAAUGAUUAUAAGGUUGAAAUAAAAAACCUGCAUUCA
Salvelinus fontinalis (brook trout) is the source of this 2655-nucleotide messenger RNA. RefSeq names its product BTB/POZ domain-containing adapter for CUL3-mediated RhoA degradation protein 1-like. The record is from RefSeq and is a predicted model, not a curated record. NCBI's taxonomy places the organism in Eukaryota, Metazoa, Chordata, Actinopteri, Salmoniformes, Salmonidae. Gene Ontology annotation, molecular function: protein binding; ubiquitin-protein transferase activity. The coding region runs from base 212 to 1348 and encodes 378 amino acids. The transcript has 8 exons. Gene Ontology annotation, cellular component: Cul3-RING ubiquitin ligase complex. Gene Ontology annotation, biological process: protein ubiquitination; protein homooligomerization; proteasome-mediated ubiquitin-dependent protein catabolic process.